Branchiostoma floridae (Florida lancelet) is the source of this 3707-nucleotide messenger RNA. RefSeq names its product kelch-like protein 24. The coding region runs from base 153 to 1862 and encodes 569 amino acids. The record is from RefSeq and is a predicted model, not a curated record. The transcript is spliced from 2 exons. Gene Ontology annotation, molecular function: protein binding. Lineage: Eukaryota; Metazoa; Chordata; Leptocardii; Amphioxiformes; Branchiostomatidae.
AUCCCAAGAAUGACCUUUGAACUCCCAACAACUUUUGAUUGCUUCCAGUUGCGAUCUGACAGCAUCUGUGCUUCGCCACACGUGUGCAGGAUUCCCGACUGAAAAUUAUACCCAUUUAUUUCGUUGAACUUCAGCAGGGAGAGGAUUGAGGUAUGAUGGCAGAGGCACAGAGAUCGCAGGCAUCAUUCGACUUUUGCCACAAUCCACAUGCAGGCUCCCUCUUGCAGGGUUUACAGAAACUGCGAUCUGACAACCUACUCACAGAUGUUGUUCUUUGUGUCUCUGGAAAAGAGAUUCCAUGCCAUCGAAACGUUCUGGCUGCCUGCAGUGAAUAUUUCCGUGCAAUGUUCUGUAACGGACAUCUUGAGAGCAAUGAGUCCCAAGUAACUAUCCAUGAAGUCACCCCGGGUAUCUUGCAGCUUCUUGUUGACUUCGCGUACACGUCAAAAGUCACCAUCACACAGGACAAUGCUAUGAAACUGCUAGAAGGGGCCAACUUUUUCCGGAUCCUACCUGUGUGUGAUGCUUGUGUGACUUUCAUAUCCAACAACCUGAGUGCCACAGACUGUCUGCAGAUGAUGCACAUAGGUAAUGUGCUGUCCUGCCCAGGCCUGGAGAAGAGAGCGAGGUUGUAUGCCUUGAAGGAGUUUGCAUCAGUCAGCAAAACACCCGAGUUCCUUUCUUUGACUAAGGCUCAGCUCAUCAAACUUAUCUCAUCUGACCGCCUCAGUGCCUCUGAAGAAGUCGUGUACACAGCAGUGAUGACAUGGAUCAACCUUAACGCUGACGAGAGGAAUAAGGACAUGAAAGAGCUGAUGGAACUGGUCAGGUUCCCCUUCAUGGACAGGCGAUAUUUUUUGGAGAAUGUAGAAGGUAAUGAGGCCAUACGCAAGUCUUGUCAGGAUAUCGUGACCGAAACUCGCAGAUGCCAGCUCUUUCCAGGAGAGAUCCAGUCACCUCGCACCCGUCCCCGCCAUGCCAGCGGUCUGAGGGAGGCAGUAGUGGUCUUUGGAGGGCAUUCAAAUGAGAAUACAGGAGGCAGUCAUGAAUCCAGUUCCAUCACCAUGACCUGCAAUGCAAACCCAACAAGGUCCACUUGGAUCCAAAUGACUGAGCUACCUGAAGAUUCUGAAAGUCCAUUUCCUGUGGCUGUCCUGGGCACAAGUGACAUUGUCACGUCUUUUGCCAGUGUUGGCAAAGAUGUGUGGCUGUACCAGUCAGAACUGAACUCCUGGUCCAAGCUUGCACAGAUGAAGUUACAGCGAUACAGUCACAGACUGGCAGUGUUAUAUGGCGAAGUGUAUGCAAUUGGUGGCAAAGGUGGACAUGAUAAACCAGUAUCAUCAGUUGAAGUCUAUGACCGAAGGCAGAACAAGUGGACUGAAGGUGUUCCUCUCCCGCAACCAAGGUCUUGUCAUGCAGCUGCUGUGUUGGACAGCAGCAUAUAUGUGAUGGGUGGGUUGAAUGCAAAAGACGAGCUGACAGCCUCUGUGUACCGCUUCAAGCCAGGAGACUCACAGUGGCAGUCCAUGAGGGACAUGCCUGGUUCAGGUGAACGUGUGACUGCCACAGUUCUAAAUGGCCACAUCUACCUGGCUGGGGUACAGUCAUCCAUUUACUGUUACACUCCCAGUGAAGAUGGUGGUCUCUGGAGUGAGGUAGCAUCAGGUGUUCUAAUGGACUGUGGAAUGACUGCGUUCAGUGGGAAGGUAUAUACUUAUGGAGGCUAUGAUACUACAACUGGUAAAGUAAGUACAGCUGUCAUGUGCCUUGAUCCAGGAACCCAGUCUCUCAGGCAUGUGGGAACCAUGGCCAAAGGUCUCUACAACUGUUCGUGCGUCACAAUACUUAAAUAUUGCUGAUGUACUGAGGACUGCUCUGCAUUAAUUGUUGACAGCAGCCUCAUGACACAUUUUGGUACUACAUUCUAUGUAAGCAGUUACUUGACUCAUGAAUGGUCCAAAAUCAUUUGGUUUGACAAAAAUGUGUGUUCAUGCAUUACUUCAUGAUUCUGUUUCUGUAGCACCUUGGCAGAGCGACAAAGGAAUGAUAUCAAUAGGAGACAACAUGACAUUUGUUUAUUUGCAUGUAAUGACAUAAUGAUCUUACAAGACUAUUUGUUGGACUGAAGCAACAUUCUGGGUAGCUUUCUGCAAGAUGAGAGUUUCUCAGGACUUUGACUCUACUCCAGGGUUGUAGCCAGCCUGAAAUCAUUUUCCGUCCCCUCGUUUUUGAAUCCUAUCAAGCACCCAAGGUACAAGAGGUUGUGCAACGUUUCUAGGGGGGUCUGAACAUGUUCCCCAGAAAUGUAUGAAAUCUAGACCCUCUGAAAUGCUAUUUCCUGCAUUUUGAGGUGUAAAUUUUGCUGGUAGACCAAGUUGUUCAACGUCAUCUGUUUUGGUGAAAAAUUACACAUUUAGCUUAGGGAAACAGUUUUAUUAUAUCUUAGUUUACAUAUCAAUUUUUGUCCAUCACAGAGGACAGAAUAGGAAAAAACUUUUUUCCGUCCCCAGCUUCAAAAUUCCGUCAAAGGACGGAAGGACGGGUGCUGGCUAGAACCCUGUUCUACUCUAUAGUCAGUUCUGUUGGAAACCUUUGUAGUAUAUUUUAUCCAAUUCUUUUAGUUUCCUUAGUAAACAUUUAAUAUGUAUGUGUGUAUAACAAACAUAGAAAUAUAUAAAAGCUUGUUGGUUCCUGCAUUAUGUAUUGCCUGAUGUUGCCAACAUAGAAAAUUUGAUGGCAACAUAUGAAAAGACGUUUUUGACCUGGCUAUGGUAUGUUUUAUUGGCCGAUUUGAUGAAAUGCAAGUUAGACUUUUGUUACUCCCUUGAGGGCCCUUACUCUUUGUUCAUUGCAAACUGUGAAAAUGAUGUGUUGAAAUCUUUAUAGUAUAGUACCUUUAACCUUAUGUUUAAAUUUGUUAACCUUAAGUCUCCUUUUUUUGUAGAAAUUAGUACGCCCAGCAUGUAUUAUCUGAUGCUGGUAACCAACCUUGUUUGCAACUUUUAGAGUAAGUAGGACCCAAUUCUGAGUCAUGACAACCAGAUAGUGAAAGUUGCUGUAUCAACAUAUUAAGUUGAGAUAUAUUGAAAAGCUUUUUAGUAUCUUUUAUCAACAUGAUUUAGUUUCCUUCACAUAUAUUUGUAGUUAUAUUUGUUACAAACCCAAGAAUAAAACUUAUUAGAAGAACAUGAAAGCUUGUUGAUUCCUGCAUUGUUGAUGCCAACAUCAAAAAUGUGAUGACAACAUAGAAAAAAAGUUUUGUAUUGUUGUUUUAUCAGCCAACUUGAUGAGAUACAAGUUAGACUUUUCUUACACUUACAUCAUAUUCUUUGUGUUCAUGGCUUUAAGUUCAAUUUUUCAUUUGAAGUUAGUAUGUAGAAUGUAUUUUGGGAUGAUGGUAUUAAACCAACAUUGUUGGUAACUUUUGGAGUAAGGGUUACGGGCCCAAUUCAUGACAACCAGAUAGUGAUUUAAAGUAGGUAACAAGUUGAAGUAUAGAGUUUUGUUGUUGUAAGGACAAACAUAUUCAAGACAAGCACCGACUGCAUGUUAAUUAACUUAAAAGUAUAGAAAGAAUGGAACUUAGAUACAGCCGUCAUCUUAUAACGUGUUAGUUUUCUUAAAACAUACUGUUUUAUUAGUUUUCUUACAUCAAGGAAUGUGAUCAUGGGAAAAAUCACAAAAAGAAAGUUGUGUUUGAGAAA